UGCAAAGGUGAUAACUUCGCGUCAGAUUACCAAGGCUGUGUCUGCUUUGAGAGAACGAAACAAUUUGCGACCGUCUGUGCUAGAAAACAUGAAUGACGAAACCCACUGUGAGGGUAGCCUUGGAGAAGAAGAUCAGCGUAAAGAUCAAGAUCUAAGCGAAGCUUUGAAUCAAAUAGAAGAAGCCUGCAAGGUAUUUAAGCGAGAGGCAGAGAAACUUCGCCAGGAGCGGGAAGCAAUCGACGCACUGUCUAAGAAAGUGGAGAACUUUCACUUUCCUUCGACAGUGAAACUCAAUGUGGGCGGACACAUCUUCGAAACAAGUCUUCAAACGCUGACCAAGGGCGCUCCAAACUCAAUGCUUGCCGCCAUGUUUUCAGGGAAAUUUGACCUGAAACCUGCAGAAGACGGCGCUUUCUUCAUCGACCGUGAUGGCACCCACUUCCGGUUUAUUCUCAAUUUUCUUCGCACUGGGACAUUAACUUUACCAGAAGAUGCAACAGUUUUUGAGGAAGUCAUGAAAGAAGCCAAUUUUUAUCAGAUCCAGGAAUUAGUUGACGCGCUUGAACGUCCAUAUGAUCCGACGCAGUCUCCUAUACUUGGUUUGAAAGUAGCCGAGCUAUUUGGAGAGUCGAUGAUUGUAAUAACUGAAGAGCAUCGAAAUGCCCUAAGGGGGUUUCUCCCUUCAGGAUGCGAAAACUGGCACCUUCUAUUCCGAGCCUCUCGCCAUGGUUUUAAGGCGCAAAACUUUCACUCCAGGUGCGAUAAUAAAGGACCCACGGUCACAAUUGUACAGAGUGGAGACUACAUUUUUGGAGGCUUCAUGGAAAUAUCAUGGGCUUCCGGUCCAGUUACGACUUUUGUGAAGAGCACACAAUCAUUCCUGUUCAGUUUGGUCAACCCUAGUGGUGUAGGACCGACUAAAAUGCCCCUCAUGAGUGAAAACCAAAAAUCUGGCAUGGUCGGUCAUAGCGGAUAUGGACCCACGUUUGGCAUCAAGGGUUCUUUGUUCUUUUCUAUCUCCAGAGAUCUAUUCAUCUCAAAUGAUGCAAACAAGAACACAGACAGCCACAGUGAACUCGGCACCUCAUACGAAUGUCCACGAGGGCAAGAGAGUUCCUUCUUAACAGGAGGUAAAUAUUUCUCCGUUUCCAAUUACGAAGUGUUUGGAAUCCAGUGACUGACAACAAAAAGAUCACAGAAGAUCUUUCACCAAUUAUAACUACUAGUAUUAGAUCUAGUAUAUUACGUCUUCCCCCGCCAGUUAAUGAUAUAAAUUUUUGAGUAUAGAAAUAAUUCUAUCAGGUGUGAAGGAUAUUUUAUCAUGUAGCUUGUGAGUUAC
This is a messenger RNA of Pocillopora verrucosa, 1339 nucleotides long. RefSeq lists its product as uncharacterized. Gene Ontology annotation, molecular function: protein binding. The record is from RefSeq and is a predicted model, not a curated record. NCBI's taxonomy places the organism in Eukaryota, Metazoa, Cnidaria, Anthozoa, Scleractinia, Pocilloporidae. Gene Ontology annotation, biological process: protein homooligomerization.